AUGAUGAAAGCUUUCACUUUUGCAGCCAUUAUCGCAACUCUCUUUGCGUUUUUCAAGCUUGCUGUUGCUGGCUCUGGCGAAUUGCCUGAAAACCCUCCAAUCACUCACAAGGUGUACUUUGACAUUGAGGAAGAGGGAAAACCAAUUGGUAGGAUCACCAUUGGUUUGUUUGGCACGGUCGUUCCAAAAACAGUCGAGAACUUCAGACAGUUGGCCGUUUCCGAUGACCCCAAGUUUGGCUACACCGGCUCCAUCUUCCACCGUAUCAUUCCUAAGUUCAUGCUCCAAGGUGGUGAUUUUGAGACUGGCAAGGGCUUCGGUGGCAAGUCCAUCUACGGUGGCAAAUUCGACGACGAGAACUUCACCUUGAAGCACGACAGGCCGUACAGAUUGUCCAUGGCCAAUGCUGGUCGUAACACUAACGGUUCCCAAUUUUUCAUCACAACCGUAUUAACCCCAUGGUUGAACGGUGCCCAUGUGGUGUUCGGUGAAGUUCUCGACGGCAAGGAUGUCGUUGACUAUAUGGAGAAGGUCAAGACAAGCUAUGGUGACAGACCUGUCAAGGAAUUGAAGAUUGCAGCUGCUGGUGAGCUCGAGCUUACCAAGGAUGAGGUUGCCCAAAAGGACGCUGCCAUCAAGAAGGAUGAGCUUUAG
Messenger RNA from Candidozyma auris, 654 nucleotides. RefSeq names its product peptidylprolyl isomerase family protein CPR5 (gene CYP5). Gene Ontology annotation, cellular component: fungal-type vacuole; endoplasmic reticulum. The transcript has a single exon. Gene Ontology annotation, biological process: protein peptidyl-prolyl isomerization; protein folding. Lineage: Eukaryota; Fungi; Ascomycota; Pichiomycetes; Serinales; Metschnikowiaceae. Gene Ontology annotation, molecular function: peptidyl-prolyl cis-trans isomerase activity. Bases 1 to 654 code for a protein of 217 amino acids. The record is from RefSeq and is a predicted model, not a curated record.